UUAAAACGUCAAAUAAACAUACAAUGCAAUUUCAACAUUUUGGUUGUUUUAUUUAUUUAUUUAUUACAGAAUGUUUUACGUAUUAUCGAUUUUAAUGUAAACAAGGCGGUUCAAGCGAAAGGUCAAAUUUCGACAUUUUGGUAUAGAAAUUGCAUAUCCAAAGCCAACUAAUUUGGUUCAGAUUAGCUCGUUUUUGAAGAAUUUUGAGUAUAUUUUUUUAUUGUUAAAAUGACUUCGUGCGUAAGGGAGACCGUUCAAAAAUCAGAUUGUUUCUGUUUCGAUGUCGAUUCGACUGUGAUACAAGAAGAAGGAAUCGAUGAGUUGGCGAGGUUUUUGAAAAAGGGCGAAGAAAUUUCGAAUUUGACCGGCAUGGCCAUGUCGGGCAACAUGACCUUCCGGGAAUCCCUCAAGCGCCGCCUGGACAUCUUGAGGCCCAGCCAACUGGAUAUCAAAGAAUUCUUGAAAACCAAACCGCCUACUUUGACUCCCGGAAUCAAGAAGCUCGUGAGUCUUUUGCAGGACCGUAAGAUUCCCGUUUACUUGAUUUCCGGCGGAUUCAAGUGCAUAAUUGCACCGAUUGCGCAUCAAUUGAACAUUCCCUUGGAAAACGUGUUCGCCAAUAGAAUGAAAUUCUACUACUCGGGCGAAUUUGCGGGCUUCGACGAAAACGAGCCGACCUCGGAAAAUGGCGGGAAAGCCGUUGUAAUUAAACAAUUGAAAGAGAAAUUCGGUUACAAAAAAGUCGUCUUAGUAGGCGAUGGAGUAACCGAUUUGGAAGCCUGCCCGCCCGCCGACGCUUUUAUAGGUUACGGAGGUAACGUGAUUAGGCCGAAGGUUAAAGCAAAUUCCAAAUGGUUUUUGACUGAUUUUAAUGAAAUAAUCGAAGUUUUAAUCAGUUAAUUAAGGUGUUAAAAUAAAGUACAAAUAUUUAAAAUAUUCUUUAUUAAUUUCCAAA
Messenger RNA from Phyllotreta striolata, 955 nucleotides. NCBI's taxonomy places the organism in Eukaryota, Metazoa, Arthropoda, Insecta, Coleoptera, Chrysomelidae. The record is from the annotation of a GenBank genome assembly.